AUGAAUAGGCGGCCCCGGGUUAGUCCAGAGACUGCGCAGGCGGUUCAAGCCGCUAGAGCAGAAAAAGGACAACUUCAAUCGAGCUCACCUUACAGCUGGAACGUGUUUCGACGUCUUGAAUGUCUCAAAGUUGUUGAAAGAUACCUUGAGCAAACUCAUGAGAAUCCUGGACAGUUGCUCAACGUUAAGGCAAUUAUGGCAGGAUACAUGGCACCCCAAGGGCAGGGUAAACUGACUUGGAAGUCCUGGGCUGUGUCAUACUGGAUUCGGGGUGCUAAAGGCAACGAGAAACACUUCCACUGGGAUGACUGCAUCGAGCGUGAAGGGAAGGCGAAUGCGCUCGAACAAUCCAUGUGGAUAGAAGGUCUCAAUCUCGUGUUUCGGGUACCAGGUGCUGCAGAAAGGCACGUCCCAAUAACUUUCGGGACAUCUAUCCCCAUAGAUCCCUCUGAGCUCACCGCACCGGCGGGGAGCAAUAAUCCCGGCCUUUUCUUCCUGAACCAGCUGGUGGGAAGGGGCGAGCCUGAGUUUAUCUACGAAAACAGAAGAACAACUAUCUUGCUUUCUCCUGCGGUACUAGGGCAAAUCGAGACCGCAGCUAAUUCACGUGCACCUGAAUUGGGUUAUAGUGUCUUCCAUUGUGGACAGGGAGUGCUCCAAGUCUACCGCGCGGUGGCUCUCGAGGUAAACUUCGCCAACUCAGAUCACGAGUCUAUGGAGUCGACCUGGGCCAAUUGCCGCUGUGCUACAUCCUCUGGCCUUGGUCAGGAUGGAAUCCGUCUUUUGUACAGCAUAGGCGACAUGUCUGUUUGCCGUGACAUGAUAGCUUUGGAGGUUGAGGAUGAUGAGGAUGAGAGUAACGAGGAUGAGGAGUAG
Molecule: messenger RNA, 876 nt
Organism: Penicillium arizonense
Lineage: Eukaryota; Fungi; Ascomycota; Eurotiomycetes; Eurotiales; Aspergillaceae
Exons: 2
Coding region: 1-876 (291 amino acids)
Source: RefSeq, a predicted model, not a curated record